AUCUGACAACAUUUCUUAAAGUGCGUUGUGGUGAAUUGAGGAAUUCUCGGCUGUGAAGAAAAUGUCAGGUUAUGCGUUAGGUUUCGAUUUGAGUACUCAGAGUUUGUCUGUUAUUGUGAUGGACUCUGACUGUGAGGUAGUACUGGAAUAUUCUUUGAAUUUUGAUCGAGAUCUUCCACACUAUCAAACAAAGGGUGGUGCUCAUGCUGGUGAAAAUGGACGUUUCACAUCGCCAGCUCUAAUGUUUGUGGAAGCUUUGGAAAAAGUCUUCGAACAUCUCAAGGAAAGAAUACCUUUGGAUCAAGUUCGUUGCAUAAGUGGUUCUGCUCAACAACACGGGAGUAUGUAUUGGAGACGUGGUGCUGUAGAAUUGCUUCGUCACUUGAAUCCCGAAGUUGGUAUAGCACAACAGUUACAGACCGCCUUCUCAAGACAAGAAUGUCCCAUUUGGAUGGACGCCAGUACAAGGAAACAGUGCAAUUAUUUGGAAACAAUUUUAGGAGGACCAGAAAUUGUGGCGGAGAAAACUGGCUCAAGAAUAUAUCCAAGAUAUACUGCUGCUCAAAUUCGAAAAAUAUAUGAAGAGGAACCACAAAUAUAUCAAGAUACUGAACACAUAAGUUUGAUAAGUUCAGGAAUGGCUUCCUUAUUACUUGGAGAAUAUGCUGCAGAAGAUGUCGCGGAUGCUGCAGGUACAGGAUUCUUUGAGUUACAAUCAGAUCCUCCCAAAUGGUGGGACUUGGCAGUGGAACAUACGGCACCUCUACUGAAGGACAAAUUGGUUUCAGAACCAGUUUAUAGUUAUUGUCCUUUGGGUAAGAUUCAUACAUACUUUGCAGAAAGAUUUGGACUCGAUAGAAAACAUUGUUUCAUUUUUCCAUGGUCUGGAGAUAACCCUAACAGUGCUGCUGGUCUCUUAUUACAAGCAGAACGAGAUUUAGCAGUUUCAUUGGGUACCUCAGACACUGCAUUUGCAAUAACAAAGCAAAUCAAGCCUAGAAUAGAAGCCCAUGUUUAUCGCAGUCCGAUGAAACCCUUGGAAUUCAUACCUUUGGUUUGUUAUAGUAAUGGUAGCUUGACACGUGAAGCUAUCAAAGACAUGGAUAGCAUGGAGCCAAGGACUUGGGAAUCUUUCACCAAUUCUCUUUUACAAACACCACCUGGAAACAAUGGAAUCUUGGGCUUCUAUUAUCGAGUUCCAGAAAUACUACCAAGUGCAAAGCCUUGUACUCCCACAUUUUUCAAUAUGGAUAUGAAACUCGUAGAAAAUAUAGACUAUAAUACCAAAGUUCGCGCAAUAGUUGAAAGUCGAUGUUUAGCGAUUAAGAUACAUAUGGAUCGGUUCCAAGUGAAAUACGACCGUGUUUGGGCUACUGGUGGAGCUUCCGAAAAUGAAGAAAUCUUGCAGAUACUUGCCGAUGUUCUUCAGGCUCCAGUUCAUCGAGUAUUGUAUUACAACAGCGCUUCUUUAGGAGCAGCUUACAGAGCAUGGCAUGGUAAAGCUUAUGCUGACAAUCCAUCUAACUUGGAAGAUUUUCACGACUUUAUCCGAUCCAAACAGCAGCUAUCACCUAGCAACAUAUCUAAAAACCGGAAACUUGUUUGGCAACCGAAUCCAGAAGCAUCCCGUGUGUAUCUCAAAAUGUUUCCUAUCUAUGAAGAUUUGGAGAAAUCUUUCGAAACUCACUAAAUCUCUAGGUUUUUCGAAAGAUAUCUGCAAAAAGUUCUACUUUACAAUACACUACCUAUUCAAGUUCUAUAGUGAGACAGAUCUAUAUGUAUGCAAUGGAUAAAAAAAACUUACGUUAGGGACAGAAGGACUCUUGAAAUGAGAUACUAGUAAAAGUCCUUGUGCAAGUUGUGAUAAAACUAGGCCUUGUUUU
Molecule: messenger RNA, 1883 nt
Organism: Galdieria sulphuraria
Lineage: Eukaryota; Rhodophyta; Bangiophyceae; Galdieriales; Galdieriaceae
Product: xylulokinase
Exons: 5
Coding region: 62-1690 (542 amino acids)
Biological process (GO): xylulose metabolic process
Cellular component (GO): cytosol
Molecular function (GO): D-xylulokinase activity
Source: RefSeq, a predicted model, not a curated record